AUAAUAUGGCCUUGGGAUCUUCUUGCUAUGUAAAUUUAUACUCCCUGUUAGAAUUUUUUAUUCUAUUCUAAUCUAAUUUACCUACAAAGAUUAGUCAAAUCAACUCUGGAAAGUAAGACAUGACAAACAUAUAUUUUGGGAUGGAGGAAGUAUCUCUACCACAACUAAUUGCUAUGUGCAGUUGCUUUUUCUCCUUCAAUUAUUAUGCAGUUCAUCACAUAUAUAUUGUAACUGUAUUCAAAUCAUUUAUAAAUAUUUAUAAUAAUUAGAGUGAGAUAUAUGUGGAACGCAUGUGUUGGAGAAUUAGUAUGUUAAAAGAGGCUUCAUAGCUACAAUACAACUGUGUUUCUUAGUCUUUCUUUAGAAAGAUACACACAAAUAGUAUUUUUUUCCAAUAGUUGACUUCUCUCAUAAAUUUAUUAAUAUAAUCACUCUUAUCAUUCAUUUUGAUUCAUUCAUAGAAUAAAUAAAUAAAGUUCCUUCUACUUUCUCUCUGUAUCAUUAUCCAUAACUCUGUUUCUACAACUUUGAUAACAGUUGAUCAGUUUGGCGUGACAAUCUCACUUCUGAGCGCACAGUGCUCAGAGGAUUGAACUUCGUGAGUGUUACUUCCUUUUUCUUUUUUCCUUAUUAUGUCUUAGUUUCUGAGCUGAGGUUAGUUUCUGAGCUGAGUAUCUAUUCAAAAACAGUCUCUCUACUUUUGUGAUAUAGGGGUAAAGUUCAUCUGGGAAAAUGGAGAGAGCAACUCCUUCAUUGUUAUGUAGUCACUUUGUUAUCAUGUUGAUCCUACUUCUAACAGAUACAUCAGUGGCUGAACCAAGAUCCCAGAUAAUCCAGCUCAUAUGUGGAAACAGCACGACGGUUUCCGUAGAAAAUUCUGUUCGUACAUUAGAAAAAUUAAGUGAACAACUGAGUAGUAGAGGAUAUGGAGUAGGAGUUACUGGCACUGGACCAGAUGCUACCUAUGGACUUGGCCAAUGCUAUGGUGAUCUUUCAUUAAUUGACUGUAGCUUAUGCUUCUCUGAAGCGCGGACCCAUAUUACCCUGUGCUUCCCUAAUAAUGGAGGGCGAAUUUAUCUUGAUGGCUGCUUUAUGAGAGCGGAAAAUUACAGGUUCAAUGACCAGUAUUUAGGUCCAGAGGACAGGCGAGUAUGCGGAAACAGGACGACAAAGGGUUCAUUGUUCCAACAGAAUGCUAGGCUAGCCGUUCAACAAGCAGCUGCAAAUGCACCGAGUAAUAAUGGCUAUGCGCGUGCCCAAGUGUCAAUGCACAGGCCUUUCAAUGAUACAGCUUAUGUUCUCGCUGAUUGCUGGAAGACGCUGAAUGCAAAUUCUUGUGCAGCGUGUUUACAAAAUGCAUCUGCAUCCAUGUUGGGAUGCUUACCUUGGUCAGAAGGUAGAGCUCUGUACACCGGAUGCUUCAUGAGGUAUUCCGAUACCAAUUUUCUCAAUGCUAUUUCUACCAGUGGAGGCUCGUCAUCAAGGGGAAAAGUUGUAGUCACUGUCAUUGUUGUUAGUUCCGCAGUCGUUUUGGGAGCAGGUGCUUUCAUUGGUAUUGGCGUCUGGAAGAACAAACAAAUCCAGAAGAAGAGAAAAGGUGCAAAUGAUGCCGAGAAAUUAGUGAAGAUCCUUCAUGACAUCAGCUUGAACUUCAAGUACUCGGCACUUGACAAAGCCACAGGGUCAUUUGAUGAGGCCAACAAGCUCGGGCAAGGUGGAUUUGGCACGGUUUAUAAGGGUGUUUUAGCAGAUGGGAGAGAGAUCGCCGUCAAAAGGCUGUUCUUCAACAACAAACAUAGAGUUGCAGAUUUUUAUAACGAGGUUAACAUAGUCAGCAGCAUUGAGCACAAAAAUUUGAUAAGGUUAUUGGGUUGCAGCUGCUCAGGACCGGAAAGCCUUCUUGUAUACGAGCUCCUCCCUAACCAAAGUCUUGAUCGCUUCAUAUUUGACCCUAUCAAAGGUAAAGCUCUAAACUGGGAGAAGAGAUUUGAGAUAAUUAUAGGUACGGUAGAAGGAUUGGUAUACCUUCACGAGAACACAAAGACACGAAUAAUUCACAGAGACAUAAAAGCAAGCAACAUCCUGUUGGACUCGAGGCUCCGUGCAAAAAUAGCUGAUUUUGGAUUGGCCAGGUCAUUCCAAGACGACAAGAGUCACAUAAGCACUGUCCUUGCUGGCACAUUAGGAUAUAUGGCUCCAGAAUACUUAGCGCACGGUCAGUUAACAGAAAAAGCAGACGUCUACAGCUUAGGAGUUCUUCUACUAGAGAUUGUUACUGGAAGACAAAAUAACACGAGAAAAAACACCGAAUAUACAAUCAGCUUAGUUUCUGAUGUGUGGGAGCACUUUCAACGCGGGAUAGUGAAGGAACUUUUCGAUCCGAAUCUCAUGUUGCAUAACUGCCAUACAAUCAAUGUACAAAAUGAGGUUGUGAGAGUGUUACAUGUUGGACUUUUGUGCACUCAAGAGAUCCCAACGUUACGGCCAUCCAUGUCUAAGGCAUUACAAAUGUUCAUCAAGAAAGAUGAAGAGUUGCCUCAUCCUACUAAGCCGCCAUUCGUGGAUGACAAAACUAUGGAACUUCAUGACCCUUGGGAGAAGUACUCGCUUAAACAAGGCGAAUCUGCUACGAUUGCCGUCUUAUCUCACAGUUCUUUUUACCCCAGAUGAUAAUAGCUCAGAGUCCUGAAAUUGAAGCAUAUAUUAAAGAUAGACAAAUUAAAUUGAUCUUAACUAGCAAUUAAGCAUUCCAACUUUGAAUAUGCACAUCUAGACACCUCAACUCUGAAAGUACAAGAAUUCCAAAUUAAAUGGUGUCUUCUUUUUUGCUUUUGUUACUUCCACUUCUUUGUUGCCUAACUGCAAGGGUCGAGUGAUUCAUCCGAGUUUCUUUCGAUGGAAAAUAUUACGUACCUUUAUGUAUUUACUU
This is a messenger RNA of Solanum dulcamara, 2929 nucleotides long. Its product is annotated as cysteine-rich receptor-like protein kinase 2. Lineage: Eukaryota; Viridiplantae; Streptophyta; Magnoliopsida; Solanales; Solanaceae. The coding region runs from base 733 to 2670 and encodes 645 amino acids. The transcript is spliced from 8 exons. The record is from RefSeq and is a predicted model, not a curated record. Gene Ontology annotation, molecular function: ATP binding; protein kinase activity. Gene Ontology annotation, biological process: protein phosphorylation.